Molecule: messenger RNA, 3757 nt
Organism: Lutzomyia longipalpis
Lineage: Eukaryota; Metazoa; Arthropoda; Insecta; Diptera; Psychodidae
Product: PHD finger protein 14
Exons: 7
Coding region: 280-3495 (1071 amino acids)
Biological process (GO): regulation of transcription by RNA polymerase II
Source: RefSeq, a predicted model, not a curated record
CCGUCGAAGAAACAUUUACGGCGUUUGUCAAAUAUAAUUUUUGUUUUGGACUGCAUUUUUUCCAGUAGAAAAGAAAAAAUGAUCACAUUUCCCGGAAAAGUGCCCCAAAUCAUCCUUUGAGUGGUAGUGCGAGAGUCGCGGGUGGCAUUUAAUGCUCAGUCGGUGAAAAAUUUGCCGGGAGAGACAUUUUACUCGAGGCGCGGCUUCGUUCUUUGCAUUUUUAGAGGUUAGAGCAAGCACAAAAAAAUAUAUAAAUUGUGAAGCUUCCCCGGAAAGAAGAUGAAGAAGCGUUCAGGAGGUGGCGGUCUGACCACACAAACACUGCUGGAUUUCGAUCUGGGUGAAAGUUCCUCCGACAGUGACUUCCGCAUUGAGGAUCACGCGGAGGAGAGUGAUGAUUACUCGGAUGCCAGUGGCGAUGAUCAAGUUGCAGACAACAAUGAUAACGACGAUUCAGAGGACUCUGACGAGGAUGAGGAUACGGAGAAUGAGAGCUCAGAGAACAAGUAUGGAUUGAAAGAUCAAUCAGUUAGUCAUCUGUUGGGGCAAAUAAAGUCAAAGCAGGAGAAGAUUGACCCAAAGCUUCUGAGCACUCCAAUUUGUUGUGCUUGCCUCGGAGACCGCAGUGAUGAUGCCAAUGAGAUUGUUGAAUGCGACGGAUGCGGUGUAACCGUCCACGAAGGAUGCUAUGGCGUCAGUGAUACAGCAAGUCUCUCCAGUACGGUGUCCUCGUGCUCCACUGAGCCGUGGUUCUGCGAAGCCUGCAAAGCAGGUGCACAGGAUCCAAUUUGUGAGCUUUGCCCCAACAAGGGCGGUAUUUACAAGGAGACCGACGUUGGCAAGUGGGUUCAUCUCAUUUGUGCUCUCUACGUACCCGGCGUGGCAUUCGGAGAGGUGGAUCAACUAUCAUCGGUGACCCUCUUCGAAAUGCCCUACAGCAAAUGGGGCGCCAAGACAUGCUCAAUAUGCGAAGAUGCCCGAUACGCCCGAACAGGAGUCUGCAUUGGCUGUGACGCUGGCAUGUGUAAGACCUAUUUCCACGUAUCUUGUGCCCAAGGUGCGGGUCUUCUUUCUGAAGCUCACUCUGAGGAGGCAGAUCAUGCUGAUCCCUUUUAUGCUCACUGCAAAAUUCACUCCGAUAAGACACUCCUGAAGCACAGAAGACGAAACUUCCACGCUCUACGGCUGCGAAUGGAGCAGAGACGGCUUGAGAAUGAGCAAAAGAAGACGGAAAAACCCACUCCGGAACAACAGAGAAUCGAGAGAAAGCUGAAGAAGCACAAAAACAAGUAUAUUGCCAAUAAGGCCAUUAAAAUGGAGCCAUGGGUUCCCACGCAGAAGAUGCCACGAAUGCUGGUAACGAGUGCAUCCGCAUGUCGUAGAUUGAUUCUCAAAGCUCAACUAAUGGGCAUCGAUGCUGAAGCGUUGGAAUUUCAAGAAGCACAAAUGAUGGCAUUGGCAGAUGUGCGAAAAAAGUGGCACAUUGCACCUGCCUUCAGUGUUGAAUUCAUUGGGUACUAUUUGGAUAGAAUAACACGGCUGCGCGAUCUCAAAAUUAAUCUGCAGGAGCAAUUAGAAAAUAAUCGACGGCUACUGGAUGAGCAGAAGCAUCUACGUGAGAAGUACGAUCAAAUGAUGAAGCUGAGUGAGGAAUUAACCAAGUCGAAUACUCAUCUUAGGGAUAGCAUCACAAAAUUGCAUGGAAAUGUUACUAAACUCUGUCCUAAUAAGAAUUUUGUUGCCAUUGAGAAUAUCGGGAAGCCUGUGGCGAAUGUUGCUGCUGCUACACCGCCAGCUGGACGUCCAAUGUCCGUUCCCACAGCAGCCGCCCUCAAAAUGGGCGUUGGAUUCCCGCUGAUUAAUCUUCCGGGAACAAAGAAUGAUUCCGGAAAGAUUCUCAGUACGCAGCGGCAGAACAAUGAUGAACUUCUGCAUGAAUGUGGUAUCUGCAAGCGCUGCAAUGAUCAGCAUUUGCUGGCAAAGUGCGAUACAUGUCAUUUCUACUACCAUCUGGGAUGUCUCAAUCCACCCCUGACGCGUCAUCCGAAAAAGUGCAAACUCUACGGCUGGCAGUGUUCUGAGUGUGAUCGUUCAGAUGAUUCAGAUGCAGGAACAUCCCUGCCAAAGCGUCCGAGGAAAUCUCGGGCGAGGUAUACAAAAGACGGGAUUAUUUUGGAAGCACGAGAACCAGAAGAGAAUAAUGUGAAUGACAGGAAAACCCCAAAAAUCCCCGAGAGUGGGAUAAGUAUUGCCAAAAGAAUGUCAGGAGGUGAUCAAAAACUCGAAGAUAUUUCUCUGCCUGUGGUUCAAAUUGAAGAUAUCAUGAAGACUGUCCCAAGGAAGCGAGGGAGGAAGAAGAAAAUCCUGCCAUUGAACAAUACAUUUCCCCCAGUUUAUCCAAUUAUGGUUCAAAAUAACAUUUCCCCGCAGAUUGUUCAAAAUUCAACGGUACGUAAUCAAGUGGAUGCCACCGUCACCCCGGCCCUUUCACAGUCCCCAACGAAGGCACCAGAGGAUGCCCCAUCGUCCCCAGUAAAAGAGCUUUUGGGAGAGAAGCGUAAAGUGAAAAAGGAGAAACGCAAUCAUCUCACAAACGACACUGCGCAGUAUUUCAUAGAAAAUCCCCCUGAUGCGGGAAAGAAUAACAAUCAACAGAAUGCCGUGGAAAAGUCUGAAAAUCCUUCGAAUACAGAGAUCAAAUCAAGUGAAGUGGCUCAAAAUGCCACAGAAUCUCAAAUUGAGGGCAAUCAAGCCACCACCGCCGAUAAUGAUCUCAGUAAAUUCAACCACAAACAGAAUCGGAAGAAACGAAAGGAAAAGCACAAGAGUAAACAUUCGGAGCUUGAGCGCUUAGCCAAUAAGGAGUUGAAGAGGAAGCGCAAGAAAAAGUACAAUCUGGAAAAUAAUACGAGUGACACGGCUCCAAGUGCGAGUGAUCCUCAUCCGCCGAUUAAGAUCAAAUUAAAGGUCAUCCCACGCCCCGCAGGACAGGACAGUAGCGAUGCUCAGGUCUUCUAUGUACCCAGCAAUAGUGAUCCCGAACCCAUUUGUCGACCCAUGGAGAUUUGUCGUACCCCGCGUACCGCUACACCUGCCACGCCCGUUGAACUGCCAAAUCUAACAAGCACAAGUCGUCAAGAAAAGGAUAUUGAAGUAAAGGAUGUUAAGCAGGUAGAAUCUCAUCGGAAUACAUCACCGCGUUCACCGCAUUUUAGUCCAAAAUUGCAACGGAUCAACUCACCGCGACGCAAAAAGCAGCGAACUCUCUCCCUCAAUAUGUCUGCCGGGAGUGCAGAGACAAGCAGAAGUUCAUCAUCACAGGUCUGCGAUGUCUGUUGCCAACCGGGAACACCGCAGAAUUUAGUAAUUUGCGACGAAUGCCGCAAAAGCUACCAUUUUACAUGCUUAGAGCCGCCCCUGAAGAAGACACCAAAGCGUCGUGGCUACUCCUGGCACUGUGCGGAUUGUGAUCCAACUGAUAUUGAAACGAUAUAAGGAAUCGAUAGUAUUAACUUUUUUCUUUGAGCUUAAGAAUAAUUUAUUUUCAAGAGUGUUUUGUGCAUAAAAUGGAACGUUUAGGUAAAAGAAGAAAAAAAAAGACUUAAUUUUGAAGAUUUUUUUUUCAAUUUAUUAUUGAAUUUAGUGAAUGAAGAACGAAAACAAAAAUUAUUGAUACAGAAAGGAAGAAUUAUUAUCAUAAAAAAUAAUCAUAAUGUAGGUGUGUGAAUCAAAUAAAUUCUAUUCCAUUUCAACGUCA